AUGGCUAUUGCAGCACAGGGCAGGGAAGACCCAGCUCGCAACUGUGUCGAUCACUCGUUGAGUCCGGUGUGCCGGACCAUGAUCGCCGGGAUCUGCCGGCAGUUUGAAGUCACGUCUGAUCGAUUGGCAGCAGUCGUCAAAAGUACUCAGCAAGUUGAUGGCAUAUGUACGUGCACGGACGACUACCUCGUGGCUGUCGCUCAGGCCGCGCAGCAUCUCGGCCUACUUACACCUGGCGUGAAGCCCUACACCAUCUCGACGAACAAGUUCCUCACCCGAAUGUUUAGCGGCCGCAAUGCUGGUACGACAUUCUCGGUGCGAUCGCUAGCAGUACUGUAUGACGAGCUGGCGGGGCAUGUGAUCAAAGAACCCCUGACUCACCCGAUGGUGUGCAAGCCUUGGACCAGGCGCGGCAGUGCAGGCGUAUUUCGUGCCGACGACGCAAAUGAGCUGCGAGAUGCCGUGGCUCGGAUUCUUGCCUCGGCCGCGGUUGUUCCAGCGGCGUGGUGGUCGAGCCAGGUGGUUGAUGACUUUCCCUUGCCUGCCGAUUACACGUCCUCGGCCACCUUCAACGAGAGGUACGAGGCGCUGAUCCAUGCGCCCUCUGGCCUUCCGAGAGACGAGCAAAACGAGAGUGCGCAACUCUCUGUCGACUACCGCGACGAUCCCAACGUCCCCUUCCCGGUGAUGUACUACAAACAGCCACCACCCUCCCAGCAGCCGUCAAUCUUUCCACACGAGAUUAAUGCACGCAGCCCAGGCAUCGGCAGCUCCACGGCAAGCCUGCACUCGACGGGCGUCGACUAUUUCCCCCUCCAGCUGCUGGCACCAGCAGGGGACUGGACGCGGUUUGCUGUACUGUCCUCACCCUUCCAGCACGCGCCCGCAAACUUCACCUCCCUGACCAACGUGGCGGUCGACGUUCCGGCGACGCUGCUUGCGGAGAUGGUCAAAGUCCCCAAGCUCGAUCCGGGUGUCCGGACUCCGCAUCGCCAUACCCGACGAUGCUCUUCCAAACCCCCAGCCGCGAGCCAAUCACUCGUCCCGGAUGCGACACGUCGUCUUCCACACGGCCGUCGUCAGACCCAGCCACCGGUACGGCGGCAAGUACGUGGUCGAUCAUUGAGCAAAGGGUUUGAUUGGGAGGCAGGGAAGCUAAGUAUGCAAGCCAAGGUCGGGAGUGCUUUAGUGCUGCUGGCUCUCGUGUUGCCUGGCUCAUUUCCUGCUAGUCUCUUAUUGCCUGGCAUCUUCCAUAUGAUUUCGACAGCUGCCAAUGCGUCUCCUGAGGAAACCCGCAUACACGCCCAUGUUCUCCAUCUCGGCCUCGCCCCCGCGCAGCCCAAACGUCAGCAUGGUAUUGAGCCCGCGCGCGAGGGUCUCGAGGCCGACGCAGAGCUGCUGCACCGACGCCGGGGCCAGGCAGGCUCCCGUGUCGCGCAUGAAAUCCCACUUGAGCAUCUGCAUGUAGGCGCGGCUCCCCAGGAUUUUGUAGAGGUUCCGGAGCUGCGGGAAGCAAUCCCCGUUGGCCUGCCUGCCGUGGGCUAUAGCGGCCAGGGUUCCAGGUCUGCGAUGGAGAAUUUGGGGUUGCCGAUGGUCUCGGUGAAGAUGAACUUUGUCCGUUGGUCGACUAGGCUGCGGACUUUGGGUAGAUCGUUGGAGUCGCAGAACCUGGUCUCGAUGCCCAUGCGUUGUGGGAUGAUUUUGAACUGGUGA
Messenger RNA from Pyricularia oryzae 70-15, 1713 nucleotides. RefSeq lists its product as uncharacterized. Bases 1 to 1713 code for a protein of 570 amino acids. The record is from RefSeq and is a predicted model, not a curated record. Lineage: Eukaryota; Fungi; Ascomycota; Sordariomycetes; Magnaporthales; Pyriculariaceae. The transcript has 6 exons.